This is a messenger RNA of Candida tropicalis MYA-3404, 1053 nucleotides long. RefSeq names its product ketoreductase. Gene Ontology annotation, molecular function: ketoreductase activity. Gene Ontology annotation, biological process: fatty acid elongation. The coding region runs from base 1 to 1053 and encodes 350 amino acids. NCBI's taxonomy places the organism in Eukaryota, Fungi, Ascomycota, Pichiomycetes, Serinales, Debaryomycetaceae. The record is from RefSeq and is a predicted model, not a curated record. The transcript has a single exon. Gene Ontology annotation, cellular component: endoplasmic reticulum.
AUGUCAUUUACUCAAUUCUUUAAUACUUAUUCAGAUAACCAAUUGGUUCAAAUUGGAUUGAUUUUUGCUUUAUUAAUCGGUGUUUUAAAUUUAACUAUUUUCUUACUUAAAUUUGGAUCAUUAAUUUAUGAUUUAUUCCUUGCUCCAGCUGUUGAUUUCAGUAAAUAUGGAGCAGGCAAUGGUAAAUGGGCUGUUGUUACUGGAGCAUCUGAUGGAAUUGGUAAAGAAUAUGCAUUACAAUUGGCUAAGAAAGGAUUAAGCAUUGUAUUAGUUUCUAGAACUCAAUCUAAAUUGGAAUUAAUUGCUAAAGAAAUUGAAACUACUUAUAAAGUUAACACUAAAAUUGUUGCAUUUGAUGCUUCUACUGAUGACGAAGAGAAUUAUUUGACUUUAGAAAAAGCUAUUUUUGAUUUACCUAUUACUGUAUUGAUUAAUAAUGUUGGACAAUCACAUUCUAUUCCUGUUCCAUUUUUGGAAACUACUAAGAAAGAAUUAAAAGAUAUCAUUACUAUUAAUAACACAGCUACUUUAAGAAUCACACAAAUUGUUGCUCCAGUUAUUGUUUCAACCGUUGAAAGAAGUCCACAAAAGAGUUUGAGAGGAUUGAUUUUAACCAUGGGCUCAUUUGGUGGAUUGUUGCCAACUCCUUAUUUGGCUACUUAUUCUGGUUCAAAGGCAUUCUUACAAUCUUGGUCUUCUGCAUUAGCAGGUGAAUUAGCUGGAGAUAAUGUUGAUGUUGAAUUGGUUAUUUCUUACUUGGUCACCUCAGCCAUGUCCAAGAUUAAACGUUCAUCUGUCACCAUUCCAAAUCCAAAACAAUUUGUUAGAUCUACAUUGAGUAGCGUUGGACGUCGUGGAGGUGCUCAAGAAAGAUAUGCUACUAGUACCCCAUACUGGAGUCAUGCUUUAAUGGAAUUUGGUAUUGAAAGCACUGUUGGGGUUUAUUCCAAGAUCGCCAACAAGUUGAACUUGCAAAUGCACCAAUCCAUUCGUCACAGGGCAUUGAAGAAGGCUGCCAGAUUAGCUGCUGCUGCUGCUGAAAAGAACGAUUAG